This is a messenger RNA of Moneuplotes crassus, 894 nucleotides long. NCBI's taxonomy places the organism in Eukaryota, Ciliophora, Spirotrichea, Euplotida, Euplotidae. The record is from the annotation of a GenBank genome assembly.
GAAAAUUGUAGUUAAGAAAUGGAAGGGGCAUUUAAGAAGGAUUCUGAGGAGUUAGUUCAGAAGUCACUUCAAAUUAGGAGAAAUUGGCUAAGUACUGAGGAAUAUCAAAAACUUACAAGUCUCUUAAAAGACCAAGAAAAUCUUGAGUAUUAUAUUUCUCUUGUCAUCUCUGAGAUGGAGAAAAGCAUGACCGAGAGAUUGAAGGAAUUUUAUUCUGAAACAGAAAAGCCUGAGAUUCUCGUAUCAUCUCCUAUAGAGCUAGAAUUUAGGCCUCUCACCCACAUUGAAGAUGAUAAGGUCUACUUUGGCCAAUGGAGAAAAAAGACUGGCCAAAUAGAAGGAAGAGGACUAUUGAAAACUACAGAUAAUGAGUUUUAUCAAGGAUCAUUCGACAAAGGGAUAUUUGAAGGAGAUGGAUUCUUGAUGAAAGAAUUUUAUAAUUCAUGCUACAGAGGAGAAUUCAAAGAAGGUAAUUUUGAAGGAGAAGGAUUCUUAUUCAAUUCUGCCGACGUCUUCCACAAAGGAGGAUUCAAAAAUAAUUUGUUCCAUGGCUUUGGAGUUCAAGGCUUGAGAGGCAGAACUUUUGAAGGAUACUUUGUCGAAGGCAAAAGAGAAGGCCAUGGGAGAUAUAGUACUGAACCAGGAACUUAUUUUGAAUGUGACUGGAAGAAUGACUCUCAUGAAGAUUACAUUGUUUGAAAUUGGGCAAAUGGGGCUCAAUAUUUUGGGGAGUUUAAGAAUUAUAAGAAAGAAGGAAAAGGACAUGUUGUCAAAGCAGAUGGUGCAAGAGCGGUAGGAACUUGGGUAGAGAGUGAAUUUGAAUCAGGAAUAUAUACUGACUCAAAAGGAAGAGAAUUUAAAGUACCUGAUGAAAAACCAGCUGAUGAAAUUUAA